UCCGCCACAUCCACCUCCUGCAACAGUCAUGUUCUUUAUCAAAGAGCUGACGCACACAAUUCUGCUCCACCCAUCUUACUUCGGCCCACGGAUGCUCAACUUCCUCGAGUCCAAACUUUACUCGGACGUAGAGGGCACAUGCUCAGGACAAUUCGGGUACAUCAUCGCCGUGGUGUCGAUUCUCGAUAUCGGGAAGGGUAUGGUCCUCAGUGGGAGUGGACAGGCGGAAUUCAUUACGCGGUAUCGCGCGAUUGUGUUCAAGCCGUUUAAAGGGGAGGUGGUGGAUGGGGUGGUGAAUAAUGUAAAUAAGAUGGGCUUCUUUGCGGAUGUGGGACCGCUCACGGUGUUCGUGUCGCACCAGCUCAUUCAUCCUGAUAUGCGAUUCGACCCGAACUCCAACCCUCCGUCGUUUGCAUCAGAUGAACAGAUCAUCGAAAAGAACACCCGCGUUCGCCUAAAAAUUGUAGGAACGCGUGUCGACGCUACGGAAAUUUUUGCUAUUGGAACAAUAAAAGAGGAUCAUCUGGGAGUCAUUGAUUGAUCUCUCUUCGUGUUUUCUCUUCGCUCUCAUCUCAAGCUGUAUUUGUAAUUCCUGUAUGAUAAGUGUAAUAACGGUGGAGUCGAUGAGAU
Molecule: messenger RNA, 630 nt
Organism: Laccaria bicolor S238N-H82
Lineage: Eukaryota; Fungi; Basidiomycota; Agaricomycetes; Agaricales; Hydnangiaceae
Exons: 7
Coding region: 29-541 (170 amino acids)
Biological process (GO): positive regulation of translational initiation; positive regulation of nuclear-transcribed mRNA poly(A) tail shortening; DNA-templated transcription
Cellular component (GO): P-body; RNA polymerase II, core complex
Molecular function (GO): translation initiation factor binding; single-stranded DNA binding; single-stranded RNA binding
Source: RefSeq, a predicted model, not a curated record